GACCUGAGAUUACGUCCCCCCCCGCUGUUCCUGGAAUAUACUCAGUGAGCAGCUCCAUGUUUGGAUCAGCGUUCUGUUUUGUUUUGCUUUUCAAAAGCAUAUGUGGAAACACUUCAAUAUCACUUUAAAGGAUUAUCUUGUGAUCACUGCACAUGUUUGUGUGGAUAUUUUCUUUUCAAAACCCUUCAAUGCCAAGACACAUUACACGAAAUAAUGAGUGUUCCUGCCUGACAGGCCUUGUGGGAGGUCACUGCUGAAUAUGCAGGACUUAGCAGGGCCUGAUAUGUCUAGGAAAUCCACAGUCUUUGAUGGUUUCCCCCUCCUGUGGGGCUUACUCUUUGGAUUCUUCAUCGCAAGUGCACCAGUGAUGUCCUGUCCCACAGGUUGUCACUGCAUAGAGAAGGCUGGCAUGACCGUGGUCCAGUGUGUGUCUCGCAACCUGGAGAAGAUCCCAUCAGAUCUCCCAAGGGACACUGUUGUCCUGCUCCUGUCAUCCAACCACAUCACGCACAUUCCCAACCACGCCUUCAAAGAACUGCACUACCUUCAGGAGGUGGACUUGUCCCACAAUGACAUUGAGACCAUGGACGUCGGUGCAUUUCAGGGUGUUUCCGACAGCCUCCUCAUGCUGGACCUGUCGAACAACCACAUCCAGAGCGUCCCCAAAGAGGUGUUCGCACGUCUGCAGGCGAAAAUCAGCCUCUCGAACAACCCGUGGCACUGUGAGUGCACGCUGCAGGAGGUCCUGAGGGAGCUGCGGCUGGACCCCAAGACGGUCAACGAAGUCGUCUGCCACACGGCGGUGCAGGACGAGUAUGCGGGCAAGCCGGUAAUCCAGGUGCUGGACUCAGGGAUCAACUUCUGCAAUUUCCACCACAAGACCACGGACAUAGCAAUGUUUGUCACCAUGUUCGGAUGGUUCACCAUGGUGAUCGGGUACGUCAUCUACUAUGUAAGACACAAUCAAGAGGACGCCAGGCGGCACCUGGAGUACCUCAAGUCACUGCCCAGCAGCUCCCAGAUCAGCAAGGACUUUGACACCAUCAGCACUGUUCUCUAGCAGGGCUGCAUGUGGCUCAGGAUGUGCGGCGUCUCUAAAUAUUUGAGUAAACGUGUGGUCAAGUGCAACAGUGACUCAGAAUCUGUCGCAAACACAAAGUUGUUCUGGUUUUUAGAAGGGUUUAUUUUUAUGGAUUAGGGGUAAAUGUAGAGCGAGAGACAAAUGAGCCCACUCGAUUUGGGCUGAGACAAAAGACGAUGAGUGUUUCUCACAGCUACUUUAUAUGUCCUUAAUGUCACACUGUCAUGUGGAAGGCCACUUUAUCAGACGGGUAUCAUAAACCUCCCAAAUUAAACUACUGGUCCAAGAAAUAAGGUGACCCAGCUGUUACUUCUUCACCAUGCAACCACUGCAACAUUACAGAACCAGCCAGGAAAUGUUCUUAAGUUUUUGUCACAGAAUUAACGUCCACUCCAGAUAAAAUUGUAAUUGUAGCACAAAUCAUUAUAAAUGGGGGGGAAAAAGUCAUCAUGAAUAACCCUACUAUGAAAAGGGCAUAAUACUUUGAAAAGUCAGAUUUCAGGGGGAUCUAGUGUGCUAUUUAUAAAAAAAUGUACUUAUGUCAACGUUAAGUAUGGUGGACCUGUGAACAAACAACAACAGAAACAAAUGAACUUGCCAUUGUGAUUGCUGUUAUUGAUUAGACUGUAGCAUGAGACCCAGCACACACUGGAAUGUGUAAGCACUGCAAAUGGCUGCAAAGCACCUUGAAGAUCUAGCUGGGUUUCAUUUCGAGCCCAGGUUAAUCAAUCAUGUUUUUCUUUCUUUUCCUGUGUAUGUAGAAAGCAACUCUGCCAAGAAAACCCUGUUCAAAUCUACAACCAAUGUCUUAGAAAUAAACAGCAUGUGACAGAAACAAUUAUAGCUUCUGAUAAAUGAUGAAAUGUGAAUAAGACGUCAUGCACAAGCAGAGAUCGAGCGUCCCAGGGCUUCGGCAGUCGUGGUGCUUCUGCGGCCAUGUGGCCCAAGGGAAACUCUGCUCGGACACAAACCCAAUACAUUUUCUACUGUCUUUGGGCUCUUUGUUAGUCAGAAGGUCGUUGUGUCUAAGUGCCUACGCUCUGGGAAUUCUACACCACAGCACUGUGCAUGAGGUUGGACACCUCGAGUGUCGAGUCUCCUUCUUGUCGACCCUUUGCCACUCUACAGCUCAGAUUUAGCUCCAGCCUAUAUUGUACACUGAGCCAGUGUCUGUGUUCAAGGCAAAGGACCAGGUUAUUGUUAUUAUCCAGAGGGUUGAAUGUUUUAAAGGAAAGGCCAAGACAGUGUGCUUGAGGACAAUGACAGGAAAAAGGGGUUUAGAAAGUAAUUUUACAGCUCACCGUACCUGUAUUCAUAUGGUGAUAACCACUCAGUGAUUCCCAACCUUGGGUUCCUGGCCCCCCUGAGCGGUCACAAAAUACAGAGACACAGAGUUUCCCCGUUAUUCAUGAAGACUGUGGGUUUCUGCCACAGUCUCAUUUGACCCACCACAGUUAAUUAUUGAAGCAAUACUUCUAUUGCUACUACUACUUUUUUUUUUAACAAUUCUUAUAAUUAAAUGAGAUAAUAGCUCAGCAUCUGUGUGGUAUUACGGUGUUGCAUAUCAACUAGUAUGAGUUAUAACUGUGAUUAACUGUUAUUUCAGUUAUUAAGUUAGUAGUGUCAAAGAUGAGGUCUUUUAGAUGUUCUAUAAGUGGCGGUUGUUACCACUUCUUUGGAAGAAGUUUCCAAAGUAAACUAGUAAAUUGAUGCUAUAUAUUGAGCUCAUAGGAGUUUCUAAUCUAAAAGCUUUCAAACUUCCUUCUAAAGACUGCGUUACUGUUACCUCAGAAAACAGAUUCAGUUCAUCAUUCAAACCUACGGUGUUAUAUAAGUGAAAAGUGACAAAAGUGACCCUUGUGCUGGAAGUAGCUAUCGGAGGUUAGCAGAGCAUUGUCUGUGAUGGCUUACUACAUAGCAAGAGCUGCUAAUGUCGCUAAAGUCACGGUGGUGUGAUGUCUGCCAUUGUUGGGUGCACUUUGGCUGACAAAAAAACAUCACUAACAUGACUAAAACAUCACAACCUUUUACAAGAGCUCCGUUAACAUAAAUAAAAAAAGAGCUGCUGGAUUUCCACCAUUGUUGUCUCUGACGUCACGCUACGUAGCCAUUGGGCACAGCUAGCCCACACCCCGUCUACAAAGUAAAUCUACUGUUUUUAGUCGAAACGCAAGCCUGACCCAGGACUUUACCGUUCCAAACCGUAACGUACUGUACCAGCCUGAACUGUACCAUAAUGGAAACAGCAUUAAUGAUACAUUUGAUUGAAUUGGCUAGCACUAGCGCCUGUGGUGGAAUAUCGACAUACUGUGAUUUGACUCAGGCUGAUGCUUGGAAGGUUGAAUCAUUCCUCAAAUUCUUACUCUCCUUUUUUUUCUGACUGAACUCUGUCACAAACUUCAGGUGGCAUUAAUUCAUUUAUGUCUUCCGUUUGUCCACAUUCCAACCCCUUGUCUAUAAGGUUGAUCAAUGUUUGACAGAUAUCCAGAUGUAGAGUGACCGUCUUGUUAGGCUGCUGGGUUGUGAUGCUAAAAGGUUGAGAAACACUCAUCUAGUAAAUACAAUACAGAUAUGAUUUGUGACAGAUACUAGAAGAGAGUUGUUUUUUUUAGUUUUGCAUAUGUUCACUGACAAAAUAACGUUUUAUAUGGUUCCUCUGUCGGGUUCUUUGUAACAGAAGUGUCCGUCUUUGUAAUUUUAAAAUGUUAUAUAUCAAUGUGUGUGUGUGUGUGUGUGUGUGUGUACUGGCCAACAUGUACAAGUCUGGACGAAUCCACUCGCCAUCUGUGUUGUCAUGUAAUAUACUGUAUGUCUUCAGCUGAAUUCACAAUAACAACAACAACAAGUGUUUGAAUGUCUACAAAGUGUUUAAUGUAUUUUCUUCCUCUGAAGAAGAAGCUCUGUGAUGGAAUUGAAAGGGCUCCAAUACUUUUGUGUUCAAUAAUGUGAUAAUCACAUCACUUUUCUAGCCGUUUCAGCGUCGAGUGUGUUUUUGUUUGUUUUAUUGUCUGGUUUUCAACUGACACUUUACCAGCAUUUGAAAAUAAAACGUUCUUUUUUUCCAAGACA
This is a messenger RNA of Solea senegalensis (Senegalese sole), 4150 nucleotides long. RefSeq names its product leucine rich repeat containing 3 (gene lrrc3). Gene Ontology annotation, cellular component: extracellular matrix. The transcript has a single exon. Gene Ontology annotation, molecular function: protein binding. Lineage: Eukaryota; Metazoa; Chordata; Actinopteri; Pleuronectiformes; Soleidae. The record is from RefSeq and is a predicted model, not a curated record. Bases 260 to 1060 code for a protein of 266 amino acids.